Molecule: messenger RNA, 1734 nt
Organism: Arachis stenosperma
Lineage: Eukaryota; Viridiplantae; Streptophyta; Magnoliopsida; Fabales; Fabaceae
Exons: 2
Coding region: 1-1734 (577 amino acids)
Biological process (GO): proteolysis
Molecular function (GO): aspartic-type endopeptidase activity
Source: RefSeq, a predicted model, not a curated record
AUGGGCGCCACCCCAUUCCAUCGAUCCAUCCUCGAAGUCCGGUUGCCAAAGCACUUCGACAAGCCAACGGACAUGAGGUACGAUGGAACCCAGGACCCACUGGAACACCUCACGGCCUUCGAGGCCAAAAUGAAUCUGGAGGGAGUAGGAGACGAGGUAAGGUGCCGCGCCUUCCCGAUCACGCUUGCAGGACCUACGAUACGGUGGUUCAAUAGCCUCCCGCAGGGCUCAGUGACCGGCUUCUCUGACAUUAGCCGUGCCUUCCUGGCACAAUUCACCACCAGAAUUGCGAAGGCAAAACACCCAAUCAAUCUUUUCGACGUGACUCAACGCACCGGGGAGACGACCAGGAAGUAUUUAGACCGGUUCAACGACGAAUGCCUGGAAAUCAAGGGAUUAACCGAUUCAGUGGCCAGCCUUUGUCUGACGAACGGCUUCCUUAAUGAGGACUUCCGAAAAUACCUCACCACAAAGCCGGUCUGGACGAUGCACGAGAUCCAAACCGUAGCCAAGGAAUACAUAAAUGAUGAGGAAGUCAGCCAAGUUGUGGCUGCCAACAAACGGCAGCCCUUCUACAAUCAACCCAGGCAACCCGGUAACGGAGAAAGGCAGAAGGAGCAUACCAGAGACGAGGCCCCGAGCAAGGCACCCAGACCGUUUUCCCGGGUCAGAAAAUUCACCAACUACACCCCACUCACCCUCCCCAUCAUGGAAGACUGCUUCGACCUGAAGGACGCCCUAGAACAGGCGAUCAGGGAUGGCAAACUGACCGAAUUCUCCCACCUUAUCAGGGAACUGAGGAGACGACAUCGCGACCAUGAUAAAGAAGGCAAGACCCGAUCGGCAAAACGGCGACAAGAGCCAGAGGACAAUGACCACGGCCUCACCAUAAUAAACGUGGUGACCGCCAGAAAUGCAGCGCCAAAGUCGAGAUCAGCGCACAAGAAAGACGCCAAAGUCCUGGCAGUCUCCUCUUCGUCGGCGCGAAGUUCCAAGAGGCCUCCAACCAUCUCUUUCGGCCCAAAAGAUCAAUGGUUCGAUGAGGUUUCUGAGAGCCCACCCAUGGUCAUCACGGCCAGGGUGGGAACCGGCCUCGUCAAACGAAUCCUUGUGGAUACAGGGGCAGACUCGAACAUUAUGUUUCGCAACGUGUUUGAUGCACUGGGAUUAUGGGACACCGACCUAACGACUCACCAGCACAGUGUCGUAGGGCUAGGCGACCACUUUAUCAAGCCAGACGGGGUAAUAUCUCUACCGGUCUCCGUGGGACAGGGACAAGGGCGAAGGUCAAUAAUGGCCGAGUUCGUGGUUCUGUGGGACUCCACUACCUACAACAUCAUCCUGGGGAGGAAAAUGAUUAACGAUGUUGAGGCGGUAAUCAACACGAGGCUGCUGGUAAUGAAGUUUGUUACUGAUGACGGAUCCGUAGGAUCCAUAAGAGGAGAUCUAGAAAUGGUAGUCGCUUGCGACAGCGCCAGCCUCUCCUUGAGGAAGAAAUCUAAGGAAGCGUCUGGAGUGUUCCUUGCUGACCUAGACGCCAGAGUUGACGAUAAGCCGAGACCAGAACCAGAGGGAGACCUGGAAAAGUUUAGGGUCGGCGACACGGAGGAAAAAUUCACGUUUGUUAAUAGAAACCUCCCGCAUAAAUUGAAAGAGCCUCUAGUAGAAAUGAUAAGGGCUAAUGGAGAUCUAUUCGCCUGGACACCAGCCGAUAUGCCAGGGAUAGACCCCUAA